GGAUGCAGAGGCAGAAUUAGUUUGUUUUCAUCUUAUUUCUUUUCAAAAACUUAAAAGAUUCUACAAGGCUCGUCCAGCCCCUUCUCAUCCUGAUGCCCAAUAAGAGAGAGACUCAGAGUGACACCUGCUUAUAUAUAUUACAAGGCCACACAGCAGCCAGAGAGAAAGUCAGUCCUGAGCAAAGCCAAAGCAGUCAAAAAAAAAUACAAUCAGAAUUCUCGAUCCCCUUCCACUUUUGGCGAUCUGAACCAAUCGAUAUGACUUCGAGUGAAAUCGAGUUCCCCAGUGAACUGAAGGCAGAUCCGACUUCUCUGAUGGCAUCUCUGCAGCUUCUGCCGUCGCCAACACCGAACCUGGAGAUCAAAUACAAGAAGCUUUUUAUUAAUAAUGAGUGGCACCACUCAGUCAGCGGCAAGACCUUCCCAACUUACAACCCGUCCACUGGAGAGAAACUCUGCGACAUUCAAGAAGCUGAUCAGGCGGAUGUGGACAAGGCAGUGAGGGCAGGGCGACUUGCCUUCUCUCCGGGCUCAGUUUGGAGACGGAUGGACGCCUCGGAGCGAGGCAGGCUCCUCGACAGGUUGGCCGAUCUCGUGGAACGGGACCGGGCACAGCUGGCGACACUUGAAUCUCUGGAUAGUGGAAAGCCAUUUCUCCAGGCCUACUACGUUGAUAUGCAGGGAGUCUUGAAAACUCUGAGAUAUUUUGCAGGAUGGACUGACAAGAUCCACGGCAAGACAAUUCCAGUAGAUGGAGAUUAUUUCACAUUUACAAGACAUGAACCCAUAGGAGUUUGUGGACAAAUCAUCCCUUGGAACUUUCCUCUGUUAAUGUUUGCGUGGAAGGUAGUUCCAGCUCUGUGCUGUGGAAACACAGUGAUCAUCAAACCAGCGGAACAAACCCCACUGACUGCUCUCUACAUGGGGACCCUCAUCAAAGAGGCCGGGUUUCCUCCGGGCGUGGUCAAUAUUUUGGCUGGAUAUGGCACGACAGCCGGAGCAGCCAUCGCCUCUCAUAUGGACGUCGACAAGAUAGCGUUUACUGGAUCAACCGAGGUUGGAAAACUAAUCCAGGAAGCAGCUGGGAAGAGCAAUCUGAAGAGAGUAACACUGGAGCUGGGAGGAAAGAGCCCCAACAUUAUUUUCGCAGAUGCUGAUCUGGACUAUGCCGUGGAACAGGCUCAUCAGGGAGUGUUCUUCAACCAAGGCCAAUGUUGCACAGCAGGAUCUCGGAUCUACGUGGAGGAGCCAAUCUACGAAGAAUUUGUCAGGAAGAGUACAGAGCGCGCGCAGAGGAGAACAGUGGGAAACCCCUUUGAUCCUGCCACUGAGCAGGGCCCACAAAUUGACAAAGGGCAAUGUGAUAAAAUCCUUGAACUCGUACAAAGUGGCAUCGCUGAGGGAGCAAAGCUGGAAUGUGGUGGCAAAGCACUGGGGAAGAAAGGAUUCUUCAUCGAACCUACAGUAUUUUCCAAUGUCACGGACGACAUGAGGAUAGCAAAGGAGGAGAUUUUUGGACCAGUUCAACCAAUAAUUAAGUUUAAAACCAUGGAGGAGGUGGUAGAGAGGGCAAACAAUUCUCAGUUUGGCCUGGUAGCUGCAGUCUUCACCAAAGACAUUGACAAAGCUUUAGCAGUUUCUGCUGCUAUGCAGGCUGGCACAGUCUGGAUUAAUUGUUAUAACGCCCUAAAUGUCCAGAGCCCUUUUGGAGGGUUUAAAAUGUCUGGCAAUGGGAGAGAAAUGGGAGAAUAUGGAUUGAGGGAAUACACUGAAAUCAAAACUGUGACAGUAAAAAUUCAACAGAAGAAUUCCUAAACGUGCUGGCAGACCAAUAAUUUACUCACGGAUGCAAUGAAUUCACUUAUUCUCAGCAGGACAAACCUGUCGGACAGUUAUGGUGCAGUAUAUGGUCAAAGCUUUAUCUUGUAGAAUGUAAAAAUAUACUAGAAAUUGUAUAUGUGCCACAAAUACUGUGUAUUUGGAAAAAUACAGUAGCAUCAACAGAUUUCUCGUGCACACUUAUUCCAUUGUUCCCUGCAAGCGUUCAUGUUUUUUUUUGUUUAAUUUGCAACCUAUGGAAUGACUCUGUUUAAAGAUCAAUGGCAUCAAAGAAUCCCUUUUACUAUCUUGUUGCAGCCGAUGCAAUGAUUAUUGACGAUUCGUGAACUGGUCCCAAAGGUUGGUCUUCAAAACUAAGCCUGUGGCCAUCCCUGAGCAGAGGUGAGAGGGUGACUGCAGUGACACUAUCUUUGUGGAUGUUCCUCACCUCUCUCUACUCCGAGAGCAUCACCUGUGAAAUGAUUCAGGAGAUCGGAUGCAUGCUGUUCCCCCUCCCCUGCCCGACUAAAAAUAUUUUUAUCACAAAUAUAUACCCCACUGGGGGUUAGACUCCAACUGGGACUGACAGGAGAAGGUAAUUGCAAUGAAACACAUCAUCCCAUUGCUAUGACGAAAUGUGGCUUUGGAUCUCCCAUUCUGCUCCCUCGCCUAAUACGUUUGUCUAUUAAGAACCUUGCGCCCUUAAAUCUACCACUUCUUUAUAGCUACCUCUACAUUGGCAGGGAAUUCGCCACAGUUUGGUGAUUAUGCUUGACAAGCCCAGUUACUGCUUCCCACCAGUGCAGUGAUGCAUGUUAGGUUUUAUUGUUGCAUGGAUUCACUGAUGAGCUUUUUCUCUGUUUUGAAAAAAAAUGUCCCAUUAAUAUAGUAUGACUUGUUCUAGACAAGGAAGUGAGCUCUUGUACCAAAAUUAUCAUUUGGAAUACUGUAGCCAUUAUUUACUGAUGUGAAUAUAAAUAUUUGUAACCCUUCACAUGCAAUUUUUUUUAACAGUCCAGGCCAAUAAAUGGCAACUAUGAUCUAUUUAACAAUUUGCCAGUAAAACAAGGCAGCAAGUACAGUAAAAAAGAAAACACAUUGUAGAAACAAUUACGCUCUGGAAUCUGGAAUGAGAGGAUCCGCUGGCUAUAAACUGAAAGAAUGUAAGAUGUGAAAUAAAGAUACCAAAAGGAAUCAGAAAUAUGAUUGUGAGUUUCAGUUCCGAAUAUGCAGAAAAGAUUUUGGUUUUACUGUGACAAUAAUACACACUCAAACUUUAUUAUUUUCUUCCAUGCUAUCUUUUUUAACCCAUUUUGUAUGAAACAUGUACAUUAAUUUGAUUAAACUCUUACCAUUCCUGCUGUCAGAUACUUAACAGCUUGUCUAUUUUAAAUCACCUGUGGUUGAUGUCACAAAAAGGCAAUAAUGUAUAAAUCAUGGGAUUCCUGUACACCAAUCAAACCACUGCAGGUUGUUCUUGUUAAAUGUAUUGCAGUUUUUAAAUCAUGUAUAUACAUUUAUGUACUAUGAAGAUAUAAAGAUAUUUUCUAUACUUUUUUUCAUUAAAGAAACAAAAUACAUUUGG
Callorhinchus milii (elephant shark) is the source of this 3402-nucleotide messenger RNA. Its product is annotated as retinal dehydrogenase 2. Gene Ontology annotation, molecular function: aldehyde dehydrogenase (NAD+) activity. The transcript has 13 exons. The coding region runs from base 93 to 1814 and encodes 573 amino acids. The record is from RefSeq and is a predicted model, not a curated record. Lineage: Eukaryota; Metazoa; Chordata; Chondrichthyes; Chimaeriformes; Callorhinchidae.